Messenger RNA from Diorhabda carinulata, 2303 nucleotides. RefSeq names its product trehalase-like. The record is from RefSeq and is a predicted model, not a curated record. Lineage: Eukaryota; Metazoa; Arthropoda; Insecta; Coleoptera; Chrysomelidae. Bases 516 to 2249 code for a protein of 577 amino acids. Gene Ontology annotation, biological process: trehalose catabolic process. The transcript is spliced from 4 exons. Gene Ontology annotation, molecular function: alpha,alpha-trehalase activity.
GUAAACAGCUUACGAACGACUUUCGAUUACAAAAUACACAAUGAGCUUAGAAGAGGCAGUCAAACAUUGACAUGCACAGAACCACCAUACUUACUUAAAAUGCCUGCCAAAAACAAAUGGCCGUCAAUUAUGGCAGUAAUCGGCGAUGAACAAUUUUUUAUAUACUAUUAAAAAAGCCAUAGAGUGCUAAUGUUUUAGUGAUUUUUAGAUUUUAUUGGUGCAUAUUAUACAAUUAGUUCGACAUUAUUAGUAUUUGUCUAUAUAUAAAAUAAAUACGACUAAAAAUAACCUUGUCGCUAUUUCAUAACACUCUAUCAAAUCAAAUUACUAAAUUGUUGGUUGUUGAUUACCAUAAUGUUCGUUCCACGUGAUGUAUUUAUUUUGGGAUUGUCAAUUUACUAGUGACGAUAGUUUAUCUGUUCUCGUCCAUAAACAUGUUUAUACUAUAGAUUGAAAUUAUGAAAAAUUAGCGACCAUGCGUUCAAUGAGUGUAAGGCCAAAAGUACUUUCUGACAAUGGAGUACUUUCAUAGGAUUUUUCUGAUACUAUUCAUAUUUAACAAUGUAAUCGCAGAUAAUAUUGAAUCUUGCGACAGCACCAUAUAUUGUCAAGGAAAAUUACUCCACACGAUUCAAAUGGCACGACUCUUUUCCGAUUCGAAAACAUUCGUAGAUAUGAGUCAAAAAAAUCCACCAGACGUAACAAUGCAGAACUUCAAUAACCUAAUGAAAGCAAAAAAUGAUAAUCCAUCUAAAGAUGAUUUAGUCCAAUUUGUGAAAGAAAAUUUCGAUAGUGCUGGGGAGCUAGUCGAAUGGACACCCCCUGACUUUAAUAAAAACCCGGCGUUUAUAGAAAGAAUUGAAAAUGAGAGAGUCAAAAAAUUUGCGCAGAAUUUAGUCAACAUUUGGCCUAAGCUUGCACGAAGAGUCAGCGAUUCUGUGAGGGAUCAUCCAGAUCAACACUCUUUGAUAUACCUGCCUAACGGUUUUAUUAUACCUGGAGGAAGAUUUAAAGAAAUAUAUUACUGGGAUAGUUAUUGGAUAUUAGAAGGUUUGCUCAUCAGUGAAAUGACCGAAUCUGUAAGAGGAAUUUUAGAAAAUUUCUUAUCCAUAGUAGAAAAAUUUGGAUUUAUACCGAACGGAAGUAGAGUUUACUAUUUGAACAGAUCUCAGCCUCCACUUCUAGCCAGUAUGGUUGGCAAAUAUAUAGACUAUAGUAAUAAUAAAACUUGGUUAGAAUCCCAUGUUGAUACUAUCGAAAAAGAAAUGAAUUGGUGGUGGGCUGAAAGAAGAGUCUCAGUCUCUAAAGGUGGUAAAACUUACGAUAUGUUUAUGUACAAAGUUAAAAGUAAUACUCCCAGACCGGAAUCGUAUUACGAAGAUGUAUUCACUUGUCAGAAUUUUACAGAAGUGGAAAAGCAAACAUGUUACAGAAACCUUAAAAGUGGUGCUGAAAGUGGUUGGGACUAUUCGACGCGAUGGCUUUUCAAUGAUGAUAGAUCUCCAAGUAGCAAUCUAUCUCAAAUAGAUAUACUACAUGUUAUACCAGUAGAUUUGAAUGCCAUUAUAUGCAAAUCGUUUGAAGAACUUUCCCGUUUCUAUCAAUUGAUCGGUAAUAACGACAAAUCGUCAAAAUGGUCCGAAAAACAAAAUGCUUUAAAAGAAGCCAUUCAUGACGUACAUUAUAAUGAAGAGGAUGGAAUUUGGUACGAUUACGAUUUAGCUAAUUCCAAACAGAACAAAGUAUUUUACCCCAGUAAUUUUGCGCCUCUUUGGAGUGAUGCAUUCGAUACGUCGAAGAAGGAAGUAUUUGGAGUUAGGGCGGCUCAGUAUUAUAAAGAUAAUAAAGUUCAAAAAUACCCCGGUGGCAUACCAACAUCACUUAUUAACAGUGGGCAACAAUGGGAUUUGCCCAAUGCUUGGCCUCCUCUACAGGAAUUUAUUGUUCUAGGUUUGAAAAAAAGUGGUUCAAGAAAAGCUGAAAGAUUGGCUAGAUCUCAAGGAACCAAAGUACUUGAAGCGUAUAUGACAGGUUUUGAAUCAACUAAUGAUAUGUACGAAAAAUAUGAUGCUUAUAACGUUGGAGGGUAUGGUGGCGGUGGUGAGUAUGUAGUUCAAUCAGGUUUUGGUUGGUCCAAUGGUGAAGCUCUUGCUUUGAUUAAUGAAUUUUACCUAAAACCAGUUAAAAAGCAGAAAAUAUCUUCUCAUCUACGUCAUAGGCAUAACAAAAUGAAUGAAGAUCAUCAGUAGAAGUAUGUAUUGUUUUUUCCGUUUAAUAUUGUAAUAUAAGAGAUUUUUAAUUUU